AAAAGGACAAAUAAUAACACUGAAGGAAUCGAAAGAAGAGAACAGCGCACAUUUGCUCGAAGAGACGAAGAUCCACGUAGAAAGCACUUCGCCUUCUGAGAUUGCGGACGCCGAGAUCGGGAUCGCCUCCGGAGCUCCGCUCUGGACAGUACGGAUCGAACCGUGGCUCCCUCAGGGCCGCAGAACCUUUCCCGAAGGAAACCCUCCUCCUCUUCUUCUUCUUCUUUUACUCCAGCAGACCUGGUUCAUCGCCCUCCUCUUCUUAAUGGCGAUUGGUUUCUUCGCGCUCGCUCUCUUUCUAUUCCUGGGUCUUGAUUUCGAGCAGGGCUCUCCCACUCCCGCUUCCGCCGCCUCCGAAGGCGUUGAGGUUACUUAUGGGACAGUUCUUAAAUUGAUGCACGAGAGGACGAAAUUCCGGUUGCAUUCACAUGAAGUGCCUUACGGUUCGGGCAGUGGGCAGCAGUCGGUUACUGGUUUCCCUAAUGUCGAUGACUCAAACAGCUACUGGAUUGUUAAGCCUGUUCCAGACCCAUCUGCUAAACAAGGUGAUAAAAUUAAGAGUGGAACUCUUAUCCGACUACAGCAUAUGAGGACUCGAAGAUGGUUGCACAGCCACUUGCAUGCAUCCCCAAUUUCGGGCAACUUGGAGGUGAGCUGCUUUGGAGGAGAAGGUGAAUCUGAUACUGGUGAUUUCUGGAGGCUUGAGAUUAUUGAGGGGAGUGGAAAAACUUGGAAACAAGAUCAAAGAAUCAGACUUCAACACGUAGACACUGGUGGUUACCUACAUAGUCACGAUAAGAAAUACAGUCGGAUAGCCGGGGGUCAGCAGGAGGUUUGUGGUGUGCGAGAAAAGCGUCCUGAUAACGUGUGGUUGGCAGCAGAAGGGGUAUACCUUCCAGUUAAUGAAAGCAAAUAGAACUGAGCUACCUGAUUUCAUGUAUUAGAGCAAAUGUAGGUGUUGGUUUUUGCUUGUUGGUGCUGGUAUCAGUCAUGUGCCCGUCCUGAGUGUAGAAGGAUAUUUGUCUGAAGAUGACGUCCGUGAUUGUGAGGUGAGUCCAUUCAAUGAUUUGUAAUCACGAACCCCAGUUUUCAUUCUCCAGGGGACUGAUGAAACACUUUGAUUAGUAGAGCCUCAGCAAAUGCGACAUAUCCACACCAAUUCUUCUGACUAGAAUAUAACUUGCUAAUGUGACUGUUAUAGUUCAGAUGAGUGUGAUCACUGUGAUGGGUUUGUUUUGAAUUCCAAAACCGAGAAAUCUUAUUAUUAAUUGAUGCUAGGGCAUUGGAUA
Nelumbo nucifera (sacred lotus) is the source of this 1289-nucleotide messenger RNA. The record is from RefSeq and is a predicted model, not a curated record. NCBI's taxonomy places the organism in Eukaryota, Viridiplantae, Streptophyta, Magnoliopsida, Proteales, Nelumbonaceae.